AGUGGUAAAAACGAAGAGCCGUUUGGGAGCCGAAAGAGCCGGCUCUUCUUUGGUGAGCUCAGCUAAAUGAUCUGGCUCACUAAAACGAGCGUGAACUCCCAUCACUAGAACUCACCGUAAGCCAGUUGACGUUAAAGCCAGUUAGCUGAGACUCUGUAGGGACUAGUUUAGUUGUUUCUUCAAUGUUAAGUUAACGAGUAACUAGCUAGUAACCUUUGUAUAUAUAAUACCAAGAGGUGUGCGGGCAUAAAGCAGGUUAAUUUAAGUUGUUUUGUUCGCAGCGUGGGUAAAUAAGAGUAGUUGUUGUUGUUGUGGCCUGCUAGCUAACUGCUAGCUAACUGCUAGCCUCAGCUGGUUCCUGGAGCUCUUCUCAACAUCACAUCCCCGAAACGAAAAGGGAAAUGGCACACCUCUCAAGCUAACUCACAAAGCCAAGUUGUCACGAUACAGGCAAAUUGUGGUAUUGGUCAGGGAUCAGGAAAUUAUUCCCCAGCUAUGAGAGCCUCCACUCACUGAUUGACAUCUCACAAACAUGGAGCUGUACUGGUACAUAGUUGUUAUUAUAUUCAUCAUUAUCAAGAUAUUCUUCUAUGUGUGCUGGUACCGAUCAAGACAGAGGCAACUGGCAGCAUACUUGAGCAACCCACGCAAUGCUCAGAUAGUCAUUGUUGGAGGAAGGGCCUACCUUCAUCAGAUGUGUGAGAGACAGAGUCAAACCUCUGUCUGGCCCAGUUGGUAUGGUGUUCAGGACGACCUGUCGAUAGAAGAGCCAUCCACAGCCCUGCCACCAGCUGCGUCCUUCUCCCACUUGGACAUGCCACCACCAUAUGAGGCAGUCUCUGGAGAGGACGAUCUGAAGCCCCCUCCCUACAGCGAGUGUGCUCGCGGCGACGAAGCCGACGCUCCUCGUCCCUCCCAUCACGCCCCGUUCAUUCCCGAGGGAGACACCAUUAGCGUAAACGAAGCCCCGCCCCCCUACACACUGUCUCCCCCUGCACAAGUCAGUCAACAAGACGUCCCCGUGAGCCACAGGUCAUCUGAUGAGUUUGGCAAUAACGGAUGACAUCAGCAAGCCUGUGUGCCUCAGUCAGGACCGCAGAACCUGCCUCCCAGCUAGGAUGAAGAUAGGACCGUUGACCUCUACGCUCAGAGGGAAUCGGCGAGAUACAGAUAAGCAGAGAAAGAGAUAAGUGUGUUCUGUUUUAUAAAGUUGUUCCCCGCUGUGUGUCCGAGGCCACUUCCUGUCACAGAUCUAAACCAAUUGACUGUUUGGAGAAGUAUUUAGUUCCUGUUAUAUUUGGGACAUUACUUUGUCUUUCUGUAUAGACAUUGUUCUCACAGUAACUUAAUAGCAGUGCAUUAUAGACAAUUCAUAAUGUAGACAGUCUAAUUAGAUUUCCACCGUGCUGCAUAGAUGUGCAUAUUAAAUAAAUUGUUCCAACUUCUGCCAACUGUUA
Sebastes umbrosus (honeycomb rockfish) is the source of this 1457-nucleotide messenger RNA. RefSeq lists its product as uncharacterized. The transcript is spliced from 6 exons. The record is from RefSeq and is a predicted model, not a curated record. Bases 533 to 1063 code for a protein of 176 amino acids. NCBI's taxonomy places the organism in Eukaryota, Metazoa, Chordata, Actinopteri, Perciformes, Sebastidae.